ACAAUGAACGGAAAGAUGCGGCUCUACGUUGCGUGUGUGUGCUGUAUUGGAGUAGUAUUCGGCCAUGUUAGAUACUCUGUACCGGAGGAAAUGACAAAGGGCUCGUUCAUUGGAAAUAUCGCCCAGGAUUUGGGGCUGGAUUCUAAGCGGCUGAUCAGCGGGAGAGCUCGGAUUUUUGACGGGGACAGUAGUGAGUAUGUGGAUCUGAUUCGAGAAAAAGGAAUACUGGUCGUGAAAGAACGAAUAGACAGAGAAUCGCUCUGCGGACAGACGUCGCCUUGUUCCAUACAAUUCGAGAUUGUUCUUGAUAAUCCAAUAGAAUUUCAUCCAGUUAGAAUAUUGAUAGAAGACGAGAAUGACAACGCCCCUCAGAUUCUCUACCCAGUACAGACCGGUGUCUCUCAAGUGGCUGAAAUGGUGCCUCGUUCAGCAGAUGUUGGCUAUCUUGUCACUAAAGUGGUCGCUGUUGAUGUGGACUCGGGGCAGAAUGCCUGGCUCUCAUAUAAACUGCUGAAAGCGACAGACAGGGCGCUGUUUGAAGUGGGCUUACAGAAUGGAGAAAUAAGAACUUUACGCCAGGUCACUGAUAAAGAUGCAGUGAAACAAAGACUUACUGUUGUAGUGGAGGACAACGGGCAGCCCUCUCGUUCAGCUACAGUCAAUGUUAACGUGGCGGUGGCGGACAGCUUUCCGGAAGUGCUCUCUGAAUUCAGCGACUUUACGCACGACAAGGAUUACAAUGAUAACCUGACUUUUUAUUUAGUCUUGGCCUUGGCUGCAGUUUCUUUCCUCUUCAUUUCAUGUUUAGUAGUUAUAAUAUCAGUAAAAGUUUACAGAUGGAGACAAUCUCGGAUCUUCUAUCAGUCAAAUCUCCCAGUUAUUCCGUAUUACCCACCCCAUUACGCAGACGUUGGAGGUACAGGAACUCUACAGCAUAGGUAUAAUUACGAGGUGUGCAUGACAACUGACUCACGGAAUAGUGAUACCAAAUACGUCAGACCCUGUAGUCAGAGUGUUCUCAUGGUGGACCCCAGCUCUACGGAGACCACGUUGCGCUCGAAGGAGCCGAACUCCCCUGACGAGGUGAGGAUGUAA
This is a messenger RNA of Megalops cyprinoides (Indo-Pacific tarpon), 1095 nucleotides long. Its product is annotated as protocadherin beta-4-like. The coding region runs from base 4 to 1095 and encodes 363 amino acids. The transcript is spliced from 2 exons. Gene Ontology annotation, molecular function: calcium ion binding. NCBI's taxonomy places the organism in Eukaryota, Metazoa, Chordata, Actinopteri, Elopiformes, Megalopidae. Gene Ontology annotation, cellular component: plasma membrane. The record is from RefSeq and is a predicted model, not a curated record. Gene Ontology annotation, biological process: homophilic cell-cell adhesion.